Molecule: messenger RNA, 1155 nt
Organism: Anguilla rostrata (American eel)
Lineage: Eukaryota; Metazoa; Chordata; Actinopteri; Anguilliformes; Anguillidae
Gene: tspan33b
Product: tetraspanin 33b
Exons: 8
Coding region: 29-841 (270 amino acids)
Cellular component (GO): plasma membrane
Source: RefSeq, a predicted model, not a curated record
CCCCCCCGAACCAGCCCUCUGCGCAGCCAUGGACAGGAAACUGAAUUUAAGCCGGGCGGAAACCUUCUCCUUCAUCAACCCCUGGAUCCGUUACUUCCUCUUCUUCUUCAGCUUCUUAUUCUGGGUUUUCUCCUUGCUGAUUAUCGCGAUAGGAGUGUACGCCAAAGUCCAGAAAGCCACAGACACGGUCCGGGACACCUUCCUGAUCGACCCGGCGGUCAUCCUGAUCGUGGUGGGCGUGGUCAUGUUCUUCAUCACCUUCUGCGGCUGCAUCGGAGCGCUGCGGGAGAACAUUCGCCUCCUCAAAGCCUUCUCCCUCAGUCUGACUCUGGUGUUUCUCACCCAGCUGGCCAUUGCAGUUCUGGGCUUCUUCUACUCUGAUCAGACUCGGGACGCCCUGGGGAAGUUCGUGAAGAAGGCUAUCGUACACUACAGGGACGACCUGGACCUGCAGAACCUAAUGGACUACAUCCAGACAGAGUUUCAGUGCUGCGGGUGGAACAACUACACGGACUGGUCCUGGAACCCAUACUUCAACUGCACCCAGGGGAACCCCAGCACCGAGCGGUGCGCGGUCCCGUUCUCCUGCUGCACGCCUGUACCGGGAGAGGUCGUGAUCAACACCAUGUGUGGAUUCGGGGCGCAGACCCAGAACUUCCUGGACGCGACCAAGUCCAUCUACCCGGCGGGGUGCGCGGACAAGGCGGUCACGUGGAUCGAGUCGCACCUGCUGCUGGUCGGGGCCAUGGCCCUGGGGCUCGCCCUCCCCCAGGUGGCGGGCAUCGUGCUGUCCCAGAUCCUGAUUUCCCAAAUCCAGGACGAGAUCGGCUCCGUCUUGUGAGGCGGGAAGCGGGACGGCGACCCCCCCCCCCGGGUCGAGACCCAACUCGACCGCGUGACCCCCCCCCCCCCCCCGAGAGAGCGUCCGCAGGGCUGAAGCUCCAAUAGCAAGGCGUGUCGGUGAUAAUGCAGUGAGCUACACCCAUAGCACCGUACUAAACAGACAAGGAGUUCACACUGGAAACAUUUAUUCAUUGGAGCGGUUACAUAAUCGAAUGAUUACUGUAUAUUUGUGUCGGCAUUAAGGAUUUACUUUGAGUUUGUUUUUUAACGGCAUGUGUUUUUUUUAUUAAUAAAAUGCUGAUGUGAACAUAA